Messenger RNA from Drosophila rhopaloa, 1068 nucleotides. RefSeq names its product protein KTI12 homolog. The transcript is spliced from 3 exons. Lineage: Eukaryota; Metazoa; Arthropoda; Insecta; Diptera; Drosophilidae. The coding region runs from base 66 to 965 and encodes 299 amino acids. The record is from RefSeq and is a predicted model, not a curated record.
GCCAGUGCAGCGUGUUUGUUUGGCCAUCACUUUAUUUAUUUAUUGUCGUUUAAGGAGAGGAAAGCAUGCCAAUUGUAGUAAUUACUGGUCUGCCGGCCAGCGGAAAGUCCACCCGUGCCCGCCAGCUUCGGGAUCACUUCGUGGAGCGCGGCAGGAAGGUGCACCUGAUCAGCGAAAAUGAAGCAGUCCCAAAGGCUCUGUUCGGCAAGAAUUCGCAUGCCGGCGAUUCGCAAAAGGAGAAGGUCGUACGCAGCGAUCUCAAGUCGGAGGCUUCCCGCCACCUCAACAAGGAAGACCUGGUCAUCCUGGACGCCGGCAACUACAUCAAGGGCUAUCGCUACGAAUUGUACUGCAUGACCAAGGCGUCCAGGACCAAUCAGUGCACCCUGUUCUGCUGCAUUCCACAGAAGCAGGCGUGGACCUUCAAUGAUCAGCGAACGGCGGCGGAUGAGCUGUCCGGAGACAGCGAGGCGGAGCAGCCGGUGGACAACUCGAACGUUCCCUACACCCGCGAGACAUUCGACGCCCUGUGCAUGCGAUACGAGGAGCCGCAGAGCAACAACCGCUGGGACAGUCCUCUGGUGGUGGCCCUGCCCGAGGACACGCUCGAUGUGGAGGCCAUUUACAAGUCUCUUUACGAGACACAGCCCCUGCCGCCCAACCAGAGCACCCAGAAUCCACCGCUAGGAGCCACCAACUACCUCUUCGAACUGGAUAACAUCAUGCAGUCGAUCAUCAAAGAGAUCCUCGGCGCCAUCAAGAUCAAGGCCUUCGGACAGCUGCGCAUCCCGGGUAGCAGCAGCCCUGUUAAGGUCGCCACCUCGAUGAACGCCCUCCAGCUGAACCGCCUGCGCCAGAAGUUUAUUACAAGCACGUGUCGCGCCAGCCAAACGGCUCCCACUCCGCUAGAGCAGGUGCCGCAACUGUUCGUUCAGUUCAUCAACGCCAACACGAUCGGCUGCUAGCACUGUGAUUAUGGAUUUUAACAAAUGCCGGAAUGGAGUCUUCAGUAGAAUAAUGUUUUGAGGUUGAACCCAACAUAAGAAAUAUAUGAAACUCUAAAUUUUA